ACAGUUUUCCAAGAGAAGAGCAUGUCUUCAAAUAAGACAGAGUUUUUUACUGCCUGCGUAACUUUUGAUUUUAUGAUACAAUCAGUUGGAAUGGGAAUAUUGAUAGUAUUUGGUUUUACAGGAAAUAUAUUGUCAAUGAUCUGUCUCAACCGAGAUAGGAGUAAAACGGCUACUCCCUUUUUGCUGAUAUCUUUGGAAGUUGCUGAUACGUUCUUCCUAGGAUUUGCAGUAUUGUUACGGGUCGUACCUUCAACAGCAAUUUAUAUUCUUUACCCAGGAGAGGCACCCAGUUCUCUUAAUACUCUUCUAUCAUUCUGUGGAGCAUACGUUUACCCUCUUGCUCUUGUAUCAGAGACAACUACUAUCUAUCUUACUCUACUUGUUACUGUAAAUCGUUAUGUAAGUGUCUGCAAACCGUAUGAAGUGUCUAGGAUUCGAUCAGUAACACAUGCACGGCGGUAUGUAUGUCUUAUUGUUCUCCUCUCAUUCGCCAUCAAUCUGCCUCGAUUUUUUGAAUAUGAUUAUAUUAGUACUGAAAAUUCAACUCGUUCUGCUCGAACGUCAAUGGCUGAUAAUCACGUAUAUAAAAUUGUUUAUGCCAAUAGCAUCUAUUGUUUAGUUAUGUUUCUUGUACCUCUGACGACACUAAUUAUUCUCAACCAUCGUCUGAUUAGGGCUUUGCGAGAAGCCAGACGUAAACGGGCACAACUACUCAAUUCGGAUACAAGCAGAAGUGAAGAUGACAUUACUCUUGUACUCAUUGUUGUUGUUCUUGUUUUUGUCGUUUGCCAAACACCGGCGUUAGCGACACAAAUAUUACACAGCUUCUUAGAAGAUGAACAGAAGGAGUGCCCAAUGCCCUACUAUUUUUACGAACGACUGAGUGACUUUAUGGUAGUUGUUAACAGUUCUCUUAAUUUUACAAUUUAUUGCUUUUGUUCUAAACGAUUUCGACAAAUUCUCAAAAAUCUAAUUUGCAAAGUCAAUUCGGAGAUUCCUAUGACAGAAAUUACUCAACUUGAUACAAAAAUAGACAACGGUACCCAGACAGGUCGAAAGAGUCAGAUGUAGACUGUAAGAGUCUUUCUCACGCUUAUCAAUAUUCAUUUAUGCUCAUUAAACAAUUCCCUUUUUGACCAAAGUUUUGAGGUAAACGCCUAAUGAUCAUCUCCUGUCAAUCCUCAAUCCUUUGAUCCAAAGGAAAGUUUGAAACGUCACAUUAGCAAUGUAUCUAUUCAACGUGUUGUCCGACAACAGUUUAUGCAGAUUUAACAGGAUGAUAUGUGAUAAAUACUGUAAAUUGUGCCGUUUAGUAGUGAUAAACGCGUGUUGUUUGAGAAAAUUGUCUGAGACUUUCAAGUGAAGGCGUUCGUAUAAGAGUCAAUUAUAAAGUAAAGUGCAGAUUUCUUUCCACAGCUGACUACAGCGUUAGUGACAUUUCGCUUAUUCAACAAUUGAUAUUUCCUUAAUCCUACGUGUUCUAUGAUUCGCCAGUUGAAUGUACACCAGUCAUUUAAACAAGUUGUGACACUUUUCGCUCAAUCUAAUCCGCUCUUGCUUUCUUAAUAAACAUCGUUAAGCAUUCGAUUUGAGCUUUUGUUUGUCAAAGCUGGCAAGGUGUUCGCUAAUUUUAAAAAGAAAUGAAAAGAAAGAAAACUAUAGUUUCUAAUGUUUAUUCCUGAAUAUUUUUCAUUAUAAUUAUUAUAUUUUCUAUUUCAAU
This is a messenger RNA of Dimorphilus gyrociliatus, 1720 nucleotides long. NCBI's taxonomy places the organism in Eukaryota, Metazoa, Annelida, Polychaeta, Dinophilidae. The record is from the annotation of a GenBank genome assembly.